UUCUUUCAACAGCGGCAACAGUGAGUCAGCCACCUCCGUAGCUUGCUAGCCAAAAUAGCCGAACCAAUCAAGCUCUGUAGACGCUUUCGUGUAUAUUAGCCAAUGUGUUUUAUACACACUCCUGUCGUCUAGUUAGUUAUCCGAUUUAAUUUCAUAUUUACGGUGUUGUUGUUAUUAGUCAACUAGCGGGCUGGUUAAGUUAGCAUUAGCAUUAGCCUAGCUAGCUAACAUCCCCGAACAUGAGCUCACUAAGCUACUCUCCUCCUGCUAAAGAAGAGAUCUGCUGGACGGAGAAAGAAGCUCUCGUGAAAGAGGAGGAGGAAGAGGAGGCUGUUACAAUACAAAAACAAGUAGAGGGUGAGACUGUUACCGUGAAAGAAGAAGAGAAAGACGUUACAGUGAAAGCAGAGGAAGACGCGUUCAGAGUGAAAGAGGAGGAGGAUGUUACAGAUAAAGAAGAGAAGGAAGAGAAAGAGGAGGAUGCAGUUUUUGGAGUGAAAGAGGAGGAAAGGGAGAUGACUGUCACAUCGAAGAAGGAGAACGAGGAAGAAGAAGAGGAAACUGGAUAUCUGGACCCGGUUUCCCAAACGCAUCUUAAGGGUUCUAACGAUGAAGUUAGCCGUAAGAUGGUUUUGGGAAAACGGGCCCUGAUUAACACUAGAGAGAGACUUGACUACUGUGGAUCCUCUGGGGAGUCUCUACAACAUCAGGAUGCUGACGAGGCAGAGAAGAGUCUCUCCACAUCAGAGGACCUCAAGACACACCAGCGGAGACCCACAGUGAAGAAAUCUCACCGCUGCUCUGACUGUGGGAAAGGUUGCAAAUCUUCAUCAGAACUUAAAAUACACCAGCGAGUACACACAGGAGAGAAAUCUCACCACUGUUUUGAUUGUGGGAAGAGUUACUUAAGAUCAAAUUCACUAAAAGUACACAUGAGAAUUCACACGGGAGAGAAACCUUAUAGCUGUGAUCAAUGUGGGAAGAGUUUUACUCGCUCAAACGGCCUGAUAGUACAUCUGAGAGCACACACAGGAGAGAAACCAUAUAGCUGUAUUCAAUGUGGGAAGAGUUUUACUAGCUCAAGCUGCCUGAUAGUACAUCUGAGAGCACACACAGGAGAGAAACAUUAUAGCUGUAAUCAAUGUGAGAAGAGUUUUACUCGGUCAAGCAGCCUGGUAUCACACCAGAGAAAACACACAGGAGAGAAACCUUAUAGCUGUGAUCAAUGUUGGAUGAGUUUUACUCAGGCAAGCAACCUGGUAUCACACCAGAGAACACACACAGGAGAGAAACCUUAUAGCUGUGAUCAAUGUGGGAAGAGUUUUACUCAGUCAAGCAGCCUGGUAUCACACCAGAGAACACACACAGGAGAGAAACCUUAUAGCUGUGAUCAAUGUGGGAAAAGUUUUACUACAUCUAGCCAUCUGACUAUACACCAGAGAACACACACAGGAGAGAAGCCUUAUAGCUGUACUCAAUGUGGGAAGAGUUUUGUUACUUCUAGCCAUUUGAUUUUACACCAGAGAACACACACAGGAGAGAAACCUUAUAGCUGUAAGCAAUGUGGGAAGAGUUGUACCCGGUCAAGCAACCUGGUAUCACACCAGAGAACACACACAGGAUUGAAACCUUAUAGCUGUGAUCAAUGUGGGAAGAGUUUUGCUACAUCUAGCCAUCUGACUAUACACCGAAGAACACACACAGGAGAGAAAUCUUAUAGCUGUAAUCGAUGUGGGACGAGAUUCUAUGAUAAAAGAUCUCUAAAUAAACAUCAGAAAAUACAUGAUGGAGUUGUUUCAUGAUAUCAAUGAAAUUAUGUCACAAUGUAGAAUGUUUAAACAUUGUAGUAGGAUUAUUUUAGUGAUGUCACAAUGUACAACCAUAAACGUCAUUAUGGGGUAUUGUUUGUAGAUUGAUUUGGAAAACAAUAUUAUUUAAUACAUUUUAGAAUAAGGCUUUAACGUAACAAAAUGUGGAAAAAGUCAAGGGUUUUGAAUACUUUCUAAAUGCUCUGAAUAUGCUGUUGGUUUACUGUUAGAAUAAGUUGUAUGACUACACCAAUACUGUUAAAGCAACGAUGCAGAGACCUAGAAAAUGCAUGGCCAACCUUGCUGCUAGAGAUCUAGCUACUGGGUGUGCAGGUUUCUGUUCCAGCCCUGCACUAACAGCUGACAUUGUGCUGAUUAUUUGGAUUAGACACUAUUGUCUAUUAAGUCAUGUCUUGUUGUGGAGUCAGAUGGACUUCUAAAUCCACGGCCCAUUUCCACAGCUGUUCUUUAUGAUAGGAAAUAAAGUGGGGAUUCACACAAUCAA
Salmo salar (Atlantic salmon) is the source of this 2313-nucleotide messenger RNA. RefSeq lists its product as uncharacterized. The record is from RefSeq and is a predicted model, not a curated record. NCBI's taxonomy places the organism in Eukaryota, Metazoa, Chordata, Actinopteri, Salmoniformes, Salmonidae. Gene Ontology annotation, cellular component: PcG protein complex; transcription regulator complex; chromatin. Gene Ontology annotation, biological process: regulation of transcription by RNA polymerase II. Gene Ontology annotation, molecular function: DNA-binding transcription factor activity, RNA polymerase II-specific; RNA polymerase II cis-regulatory region sequence-specific DNA binding.